CCUCAUGUCGGUCCUGCUGACGCUGUGUGUCGUACUCCUGCCCCUGGCGACCCCAGGCCAAGGCGCCCGGCGAUGGGAGCCCUGCACAGACCUGCGCCCCCUGGACAUCCUGGCAGAGGCGGUCCCUCCAGAUGGCGCCGCGAGCGGAAUCAGCGUGACGCGGGUUCAAGGUGCACUGGGACUCCAGCUCUCGGCCGCCGCCCCCCACGCCGUCAGCUUCCCUGCGUCCAGGAUUUUCGUCAGAUGCGACCUGUUUCCUGAAGAAUUUUCCAUCGUCGUAACCUUGAAACCUCCCAGUCUUCCCCCUAAGAAGAACGAGUACCUGUUCUCGGUGGUGGCGGAGGGGCCGGACGCACUGCUGCUGGGCCUGCGCUACUCGCCCACCCGCCUGCACUUCCUCUUCCUCCGCGAGGACGCCGCGGGCGCCUGGCAGACACGCGUGUCCUUCCGCAGCCCGGCCCUGAUGGACAGCCAGUGGCACACGCUGGUCUUGGCCGUGUCUGAAGACUCUUUUUCCCUCACCAUGGACUGCGGCGUCCCCAUGGACAUCACUGCUGACGUGCCUUUCCCGGCCACCCUGUCCAUGCAAGGAGCCCGGUUCUUCAUCGGCAGCCGGAGGAGGACCAAAGGCCUGUUCACGGGCCUGGUGAGGCAGCUGGUCCUGCUGCCCGGCUCGGAUGCCACUGCACAGCUGUGCCCCUGCAGGAAUGCCGACAUCGUGCUGUCCAUCCCCCCUGUCCUGCAGGGCCUCACGGGGAGGCCAGCAGACAAUGAGGUGCUGAAAUACCCCUAUGAAACCAACAUGAAGGUGACGCUGGGACCCCAACCUCCGUGCACCAAAGUGGAGGAUGCCCACUUCUGGUUUGACGCUGGCCGGAAGGGGCUGUACCUGUGCGUGGGCAGCGAGUGGGUCUCUGUGUUGGCAGCCAAAGAGAAACUGGACUACGUGGAAGAGUACCAGAGCCUGCACACCAACUCGGAGACGCUGGGCCUCGAGGUCUUCGUCAUCCCCGAGGCUGGGCUCUUCUUGGCCACAGCCAAUCGGAAAACCACGUCCGCCGUCUACAAGUGGAUGGACGGGAAGUUCUCCUCGUACCAGAACAUCCCCACGCAGCAAGCACAGUCCUGGAGGCACUUCACCAUCGGGAGAAAGGUCUUCCUGGCUGUGGCUAACUUUGACCCGAAUGAAAAGGGUCAGGAGUUCUCCGUCAUUUACAAAUGGAGCCAGAGAAAGCUGCGGUUCACACCCUACCAGAGGGUUCCCACCCACAGCGCCCGGGACUGGGAGGCCUUUGAGGUGGCUGGGGAGCACUUCCUGGCCGUGGCCAACCACCGGGAAGGUGACAACCACAACAUCGACAGCGUCAUCUACAAGUGGAACCCGAGCACACGGCUGUUCGAGCCCAACCAGACCAUCGCCACGUGCGGCGCCUACGACUGGGAGUUCUUCACCGUGGGGCCCUACUCGUUCCUGGUGGUGGCCAACGCCUUCAACGGCACGUCCACGAAGGUGCAGUCCCACCUGUACGUGUGGCUGCUCGGCUCCUUCCAGCUCUUCCAGUCCUUCCUGACGUUCGGUGCCGCGGACUGGGAAGUUUUCCGCAUCGGAGACAGGAUUUUCCUCGCGGUCGCCAACAGUCACAGCUACGACGUGGAAAUGCAAGUGCAAAACGACUCCUAUGUCAUCAACUCUGUCAUCUACGAGCUGAAUGUCAGCGCACAGAUGUUUGUCAAGUUCCAGGAGAUCACCACCUGCAGUGCUCUGGACUGGGAGUUUUUCUCAGUGGGAGAAGAUUACUUCCUGGUGGUGGCCAACUCCUUCGAUGGAAAUACCUUCUUGGUAAACAGUAUUAUUUACAGGUGGCAGGGGUACGAAGGCUUCGUGGCUGUGCACAGCCUCCCAACCUUCGGCUGCAGGGACUGGGAAGCCUUCCGCACCGCGGCCGGCUCCUACCUCGUCUACUCCAGCGCCAAGGAACCCCUCUCCCGGGUGCUGAGGCUCAGGACGGGCUGACAGGCCCUGGGUCCCCAGGGACACCACCUGCCGGCUCUACCCAGAAUGCCGCCCAAGAAGCCCCGGAACCUCUGGAGGGACAAGCUGGGGCAGCUUGGCUUCCAGAGCCGUCCUUGGCCCUUGUCCAGUAGGGGACGUCACCUCUCUGCCCUGAUGGCCAUUGUAGCUGGACACAGCGGCUCAUGGGCGUUAGGGCAGAGCCCAGAGCUGCCCUGUAGGGAAUUUGCUUUAAAGGAAAAGUUCAUACAAUUGUUUACCUCAAAGGCUGCGGGGCGUCGAGGCCUGGCCAGUGCGCCCGUCCAAGCCCAGGUGGGGAGCAGGCCUGAUGCGUUCGGCAUAUCUCGUUCCAUCUAUUUAUUAUGCUCUGUCUGUAC
This is a messenger RNA of Rhinolophus ferrumequinum (greater horseshoe bat), 2388 nucleotides long. It is a transcript of the gene TSPEAR, whose product is annotated as thrombospondin type laminin G domain and EAR repeats. Lineage: Eukaryota; Metazoa; Chordata; Mammalia; Chiroptera; Rhinolophidae. The transcript has 12 exons. The record is from RefSeq and is a predicted model, not a curated record. The coding region runs from base 5 to 2014 and encodes 669 amino acids. Gene Ontology annotation, biological process: signal transduction.